Messenger RNA from Puntigrus tetrazona (Sumatra barb), 5642 nucleotides. RefSeq names its product PITPNM family member 3 (gene pitpnm3). Gene Ontology annotation, cellular component: cytoplasm. NCBI's taxonomy places the organism in Eukaryota, Metazoa, Chordata, Actinopteri, Cypriniformes, Cyprinidae. Bases 371 to 3220 code for a protein of 949 amino acids. The transcript has 20 exons. Gene Ontology annotation, molecular function: phosphatidylinositol binding; phosphatidylcholine intramembrane carrier activity; phosphatidylcholine binding. Gene Ontology annotation, biological process: phospholipid transport. The record is from RefSeq and is a predicted model, not a curated record.
AUAAAUGAAUAAAUAACUCGUAUAUACGACGGCGGGUGGUCUGAAGCCUGCAUUAAUGCGCUUGGCGUUUUCCAAGUUCACUGCAGCUCGCGCAGAGCCACUGGAGGCAGUCGAACAUCACACCUCGAGCUCAACAGGAGGAGAGGAGGACAACAGCAAAGUCUGCACACAUACAAACAGCCCCAAGUCCGCGCUUACUUCAACGCGAGGAUCCGUCUCAGCGUUCAUGGAUACUCCCACCCUCGCGUGUCAUUUCCACGGCAUCUUCAAACACGAAACGCGCAAAGACUUGAAAUCGCUUCUCCCGCGCGCAGACAAGGACAGAGAGAAGGGACGUGCGUACUGUCCAAACUAACUGCAAAGACGCAGGAUGGCUAAAGAAAUCAGAGGGAAAGCAACCCUACGCAAGCUGAGCGCUUCUCACUGGCGCAUGCAGAACAUUGCCCAGGAAUCUGUUGACAGCUCAGAUGAUGAGUUUUUUGAUGCCCGAGAGGUGCUGGAGGGGAAGACAGCCAUGCUUUUGGGCAUGAGUCAGUGGAACUCUAAUGAUCUCGUUGAACAGAUAGAAACAUUGGGGCACAUCGACCAGACGCAGGAGAGUCUGUACCGUGUAAGGAGGCCCAAAUGUGUCCCUCAGACUAGCAUUGAUGGUCUAGAGGAAGCUGAGAACAAAUGUCAGACGCAUGUGCUGGUGUUGGUGGUUCACGGGGGAAACAUACUGGAUCUAGCGGGUGGAGAACCAGGCGCGAAGAACGCAGAUGUAAACACCCUGUCCUCCGUGCUGGAAAAAGUAUCUCAAGCUCAUUUUCAAGCUGCAGCUCAGCACGUCGUCAUCAAGUUGGUGCCAUGCCCGGCCGUAUGUGCAGAGGCCUUCUGCCUUGUGUCAAAUCUGAACCCUUACAGCUAUGACGAGAGUUGCGUGUCCAGCAGCGUAGACCAUCUACCUCUGGCCGCUUUACCGCUUCUUGCCAUAGCUGCUCCACACUACCAAGAUGCCGUUGCGACCGUGAUCGCUCGGGCCAACCAGGUGUACCACAGCUUUCUGCAGUCUCCAGAGGGACAGGGCUUCACAGGGCAGGUGUGUUUGUUGGGUGACUGUGUAGGAGGUGUGCUGUGUUUCGACGCUUUAUGUUUCAGCAACAGCCUGCGACACAGCAGUCCCAUCCACAGCAGCCGACAUAACAGCACAGAGAGCUUAAAGGAUAACCCUGAUGUCAGUCCGAGUCUGAGCUCCAGCAAACGUCUUAGCAGGAGCAACAUCGACUUAUCUGCCCCCAGUGAGACCCGCAACAGGAAAACUCCACUCAGCCGCAAACAGAGCGACUCGUAUGAUGGAGACUCCUCUGGCAGCCAGCACCACCCGUUCCUCAGCAGUCUGAUACAGGACGGAACAGACCUGAGAGCGAGCACCAGCACCAGUUUAGUAUUGAAUCCAGGUCGCUUUGACUUUGAGGUGUCGGAUUGUUUUCUGCUGGGUUGUCCUCUUGGAUUGGUGCUUGCAAUGAGACGCACUGUGCUUCCAGCUGUCCAGGUGUCUCAGCUCCGGCCUGCAUGUUCACAGAUCUUCAACCUGUUUUACCCUUCUGAUCCGUCGGCCUCUAGACUCGAGCCAUUGCUGCAUUCCCAAUUCCACAAACUGCCUCCGUUCCCUGUGCCCCGCUACCAGCGUUAUCCUCUGGGAGAUGGUCGUUCCAACCUUAUUGUUGAUGAGAUCCACAGCUACCCUGACGUGUUCCUGCCCAGCAGCACAUUUCCGGUGGGCGCUCCGCACUCCUCUUCUCCCCAGACAGACCACAGCACAGGUGGGCGGGUGGGCGGCGAGGUCCGCAGGUCCAGUUUGACCAGCAUGGACAGCCAGAUAUCGGGAUGCUGGGAGAGCAGGUUGAGCAGCACCGUCGCCAACAUUUCCAGCAACUGGUGGGGGUCUAAGCGGUUGGAUUAUGCUCUGUACUGUCCGGAUGUACUGACAGCAUUCCCUACUGUGGCUCUGCCACAUCUUUUCCACGCUUCGUAUUGGGAAUCCACUGAUGUGGUCGCCUUCCUUUUGAGACAGGUGAUGCACUGUGAUUAUGUGAAAGCCCAGGAGAUGGACAACUCUGACUCCGCCCCCUUCUCACCUUCAAGUCCGAGGGAGAAGUGGCUUCGUAGACGCACACACGUCAAGCUUAGGAAUGUCACAGCCAACCACAGAGUCAAUGAUGUCAUCGCAACCGAGGACGGACAUCAGACACUGGUUGGUCGCUUCAUGUACGGUCCGCUGGAUAUGGUGACCCUGACCGGGGAAAAGGUCGAUGUGUACGUGAUGACCCAGCCACAGUCGGGUCGCUGGGAGCACUUAGACACCGAGGUGACCAAUAGCAGUGGCAGAGUGACCUACACCAUCCCCAAAAGCAAAAAACUGGCCGUGGGGGUCUACCCCAUCAAAAUGGUUGUCAAGGGUGACCAGACAAGCGCAGAGGCCUUCCUGACUGUCUUGCCGCGGGGCAUGGAGUGUGUCGUCUUUAGCAUUGACGGUUCAUUUGCUGCUAGCGUCUCCAUUAUGGGCAGCGACCCUAAAGUACGGCCUGGAGCUGUGGAUGUGGUCAGACACUGGCAGGACCUGGGCUACCUGAUCAUUUACAUCACUGGCCGUCCAGACAUGCAGAAGCAGAGGGUUGUGUCCUGGCUGUCUCAACACAACUUCCCCCAAGGGAUGAUCUUCUUCUCGGAGGGGUUGGUGCAUGACCCUCUUCGCCAGAAAACCAUCUUCCUCAGGAACUUGGUGCAAGAGUGUCACAUUAAAAUCAACUGCGCCUACGGCUCCAUGAAGGACAUUUCCGUCUACAGCAUGCUGGGCCUCAACCCCAACCAGAUAUAUAUAGUGGGCCGACCAUCUAAGAAGUACCAGAAUCAGUGCCAGUUUCUGAGCGAGGGCUAUGCAGUACAUCUCUCCUCCCUGCAGUUCAGUCACAGAGCCCGGCCCAAGAAGAGCUCCUCGGUGCGAAUGGUCCUUCGAAAGGGCUCAUUCGGCCUGUCAGCUAAACCGGACUUCCUGUGUAAGCGGACACACCUUCGCCGCACCAUGUCAGUGCAGCAGCCAGAGCCACCCAUGACACCCAACCCUAAACCAGAGCGGGCUCAGAGCCAGCCCGAGUCGGACAAGGACCAUGGGGGUGGAGGGGGUCCAGGCCAUGCCAUGUGGGCACGGGGGUCCAUGCACCGUGGCGACACCACUCCAUGACCCAAGAGAAACAUAGAAUGGAUGGAAAAAGGACAGAUGGUAAUGAUCUCUCGGUGGACAGAGCCCAGCGUCUUUACUCCUUCUGCUGAUAUUACGCCAUAAAAUAAGACAAACCCCACCUGAGCUGAUAAAAACUCACUCAGUGAAGUGCCAUCCGCACGGAUCUGACACAACGACGCACAAACUCCUGAGUCCUGAUUCUUUGUUUUUCGGCAGCAGGAGCAGAGGAAAUUCCCUUUCUAAAUUCGGUUCCGUCCACCCACGAUGCUUUGGAGAACUUCUGGAUUUAUUUAGCAUCGUACGAAGGCUUCAGGAACAAAGAGGAUACCCGAUAAGAUCCUUAGAGAAAACAUCAAAUUUCCUCACGCCUAAGCAAUACGGAGGAAGAGGGAGGGCGAGCAUCCUGCUGCUCGGACAGGUGGCAGAGCUGACUCCUGCAAUAAUCCCUCUGUUUUAAUAUUGCGGGCAUUUGUCUGCUCUCUGGGCGGCUGUCUAUAGCCCGCUUGUGGCCAGACGGACUUGCAAACUGUAUAUUAACCUUUUGUGCCGGUGUGGUGACCUGGCCUGAACUUUGGUCGCCCCUGACGCUGUUCAGCCGCUCAGCCAGAACAGAGUCUGACGGCGAUGGCCACUGCUACUGAACUCCGCCCACUCCUCUGCCCGGUCACGCCAAGACUGCAGAAGCAUAUUUAAAAACCAUCGGUGGUUCUACUUGUGCCUGUCUCUCACUUGUGUUGUAAAUAUAUGGUAAGUGGCACUGAAGCGAAAUGAGUAUGUAUGAUGUAUUUGUGUGUGGCAAUAGCUGACUCCAGCAGUGCUUUCACUGCAAUAAAGCAUUUUCUUAAUUGGUAUUUUUGCCUCUUUUCCAGAACAAAUAUUUAAACGUACUUAAAACUAGAUACAUUUACAUGAAGCAUAAAAUUAUUUUCAGACGGUAUACUUCAGGAAUACAUGAGUAAAUUGCAACACUAAUUAUAGCAACAGUGUAAGACAAAAUAAUAAUAAUAAUAAUAAUAAUACAUGAGUGCAGUUUUCACUGGUAGAAAUGAUUUCUAUAAUAAAUAAAGUUAAUUUGAACUUUAUAUCCAUCAAAUCUGGAAAAAAAAACAUGUAUUAUGGUUUUCACAAAAUGUUUAGCAGUACAUUUCUAUUCAAGAUUUAAAGUAAAAAGAAAUGUCUCCGAACUCAAAAGUAAUGGCUGCUGAAAAAAUGGUUUUAAUAGCCAGUAUUCUUUUCAAAUAAAUGCGUACUUGAUGACUUCUUUCAUAAACAUUAUAAAAUCUCACUGACCCCAAACCUUCGAGCAGUAGUGUAAAAAUGACAUGCAUUCUCUAUUUCUUUAUUUUGCUUCUCAAGUAAAUAUAUCUUUUUAAGAAUGCUCCGAUAAUUAAGAUAAUCAAGUACAAACCAAGAUUUAAAAAUCUGAUUAAGAAAACUUUUUAUAGCACACCUUAAUUAACCAAAUAAUAAUUCUAAAUUUGUAUUGUAAAGUGACUGUGGCUGUUAAGGUGUUGUCGUGUCACAUUAUUGGUUUUAUCGGUACGACAACUUGCGCAAACACAACACGUUGAUAUUGUUUACAUGUAAAUCCAUCUCACUGGGUACGAUGGUCUUGUUGAAGAACAUACUAUAUUAGUAUUUUAAACUAUACUUGAGGACAACCUUGGUGUUACAACAAAUAAAUGUAAAUAAACUGCUGUGUUUGAACAAAAGACACUACCAGGCCACUAUAAAGCUGUUGUCCAUACUCAAUAGUUCUUGUAACGUCAGAUUUUCCUAUCGUAGUUACUGAUUUUGGUAUUUUGUAUGGGGCUGUCUAUUGAAAAUUGCACAGCAAAAGCUUUUAUGUAAUUUUAUUUAGUUGUAUAUUUCAUUGCAAAUCUUUCUAUAACACUAGAGGCGGUGUGAAAGUGAGUAGGCAUGAGUGUUUUGGUCUGUAUCUACGUGUGAGCAUGUCUGUUACAUGUAUGCAAAUCUCGUGCGAGUGUUAGUUUGGAGAUUUUUUGUAUUUACUGUACAUAUUUUUAAUUCACAGAUAGUGCUAGUGGCCUUUUGAUCCUCUGAUAGUUAUAAACCGAGCCUGUAAUUUGUGGAGGUUUUAUAGGCAAACUUUUUCAUUCUCUCGUGCGUGUGUGAUCAUUGCUGAAUUGUCAGUAUAUAUGAACGUGUUUUCAGCCUUAUCGAGAUGUAUACUUAUUUGUCUAAUAUCUAUAUUCUCAGAUGGCGUGUGACAAAGUAUAUUUGUAUUUUAAAAACAUGUAAAGUACAUAUAUUCAGUACACCACUGUGUCAAGGCCUCUUGACAACAUGUAUUAUUGUGGUAUUUGGUCCAGUCGGUCUGUUUCAGUGGAUGUGCUUCUGUUGGGCCUAUACCGAGCUGUAUACUCAUUCUUCAAUAAAUCAUUCUAAAUCCUGCUUGAUA